Messenger RNA from Mus caroli (Ryukyu mouse), 2687 nucleotides. It is a transcript of the gene Bcas1, whose product is annotated as brain enriched myelin associated protein 1. Gene Ontology annotation, biological process: myelination. The record is from RefSeq and is a predicted model, not a curated record. NCBI's taxonomy places the organism in Eukaryota, Metazoa, Chordata, Mammalia, Rodentia, Muridae.
AUGGGAAACCAGAUGAGCGUCCCACUAAAGCCUGGAGAGCAGGAGCAUGACCCAGGAGCAGACACUUACAAGGUGACGUCAGACAAUGAGUGUGUUCAGAAUGGGAACCCAGUGGUGCUGUCCACUCAUGUUAUUCAACACUAUGAGGAAGUCGACUUGGGAAUCAGCAGCUCCAAGGAUAAUGUGGCUACUUCUUCCCCCAAGACAAUGGAGGCCCAGGCUGUGGGCGAUGCCAGCGGAAAGAAUCUUGGGAAAGAAGCCAAGACCAAGGCACCAGCUGCUAGAUCCCAUUUUUUCUUGACACUCUCUCGGCCUGUACCAGGACGUCCCGGGGACCAAGGCACGGAUUCAUCGGCUGCAUCGGGGAGGUUUGAUGUCAGUCCAAGCGCAGCGCCUGAGAACAAAGACCCAAGUGAGCACGGGGCACUUCCGGUGGCAGCUGCACCAGGGCAGGCUCCAGAUAAAACCCCAGGGUGCACUGAGGCCAAGCAGCAGACCCUCCCUGCCACCGGCCCAUUGGCACCCUCACCACCUGAGUCCCAGGCAGAAGCCCCCGCCCAGGUCAAGGAUUUCGGCUUUUUGAAUAGAUUCUUUAAACUGGACAAAGGAAGAGAAAGUGCACCGGUGAACAGCCAGCCCGAAGAAGUGAAAAGCUCUGAAGACCCAGAUCAGGCCACAGAGGCUCCUGCCGUGCCAGGGAAUCCCCAUGGUGUCUCUGCAGGGGAGGACAUAGUCGACAGUGAGCAGAGAGGACAAGACGUUGACACUCUGAGUUAUUCUGUCCCUGGGGAUCCAGAGGUGCUGGGGACCACGAAGGAGGACCCGCAGGUGGUCGAUACCACAGAGGACAGCAGGUCCAUCAUGAGCUUCUUCAAGACACUGGUUUCGCCUAACAAGACUGAAACAAAGAAGGACCCAGAAGACACGGAUACUGAGAACUCACCCAUGACUUCAGCCAAUCUCAAGUCAGACAAAGCCAACUUCACACCCCAGGAGACCCAAGGGAAGGCAAAGAGUACCAAAAGCUGCAGCCCCCCACCGCCACCUCCUGAGACAACCAGCGAAGGGAGAGACAGCAGCAAGGAGAAGGCAGGGCCCACCUCACUACCGCUGGGAAAGUUGUUUUGGAAGAAGUCAGUUAAGGAGGAUACACUUUCCACAGGUGCAGAGGAGAACGCGGUGUGUGAGUCACCAGUAGAGACCGUAAGGCUUGAGGAAGUAGAAUCCAGCUUACAAACUGUGGAUCUCAGUGAAGAGACCCAGCCUGAACCCACAGACGUAAAAGUCAAAGAAGAAAGCAAAUCCCGGAGGACCCCUCUGAUGGCGUUUCUCAGACAAAUGUCAGUGAGAUCGAGCGAAGGGAUCCCCCGCUCGGAAGAAAGUAACGUGAAAGACUCCAGCUGCCAAACGUCAAACUCCGUGGAAAAGACGCCCUCACCCCCAGAGCCAGAGCCCGCGGGAACAGCUCAGAAAAACAAGGAGACCUCCUCCUCGAAGGACAAGAAAUCAGUGGACAAGAAGUCAGAGACCGAGAACAGCAAGCAGAAGAACGGCAAACAGGAAGCCAGAGAGCCGGCGCCGUGUGUGCAGCCGCCCACGGUGGAGGCAAACGCAAUGCAGACUGGGGACAAGACCCCAAAGAAGUCUGAGAAGCGGCGACAGUCCCUCGGGGGCUUCCUGAAGGGCCUGGGACCAAAGCGGAUGGCAGAUGCUCAGGUGCAAACGGACCCGGUAUCCAUUGGACCAGUUGGAAAAUCCAAGUAAACAAAUCACCCAGUUCCCACCGGGUUCUCCUCCCACUCCAUCUACUGUCCAGACCCACACUGUGUAUAUAUUUUUUUCUUCUUCUUCUGGCCAGCCAAUGAAAUUCUGCCUACAACUUCAACCUGAAUUGUUGUAGAUCGAGGUGUAUUAUUUACGUCUCUGGUCCAGUCUUUCCUGGCAUAUAAGUGUAAACAUAGCUUAGCAGGUUGACCAGUUGAUCCAAGGGAGCUGGUGAGUGCCAGGUCAGGGAGGAAGUAGGUAGAUAAAGGCAUUUGUGUUAAGUUAUGAAAAAAAUGGCAGGUAUCCAGUAAGGUGCAGAAGAAAAGUGCUUAUGAGACAAAGAAUAUCUGGAUUUGUAGCCACUCUUGCCACAUCCUCUAAGCCUGAAGAGGGGAAGGGAAGACUGGUUUAUUUCAUUUCACGCUUGGGGGAAGGAGGACUCAGGGCAGGUAUCUAUGUUGGGCGUCUGCCAACUUUUGGAACAGGAUGUGUGGGCUGUAAAGAAGAAUGGGCAAGAAUUGGUUUUCAAAUAGGGUCCUUGGAAGUUAUCAGUGAAUGGGGGAAGUGAUUUGCUGGAGAGGGCUUGCUAGGAUUUGAGGGAACAAUUACUUCUGGGGCACAGGGACAAGGGCAUGAAUUCCCAACUUCAAAAGGAAGCAAAAUGAAAUAAAGGUGCAUGUUCAUUUUGCAACACAAGGGGGCGCCAGGAUCUCCGCUUUUCCCUUUGCAUCAGGUACCCCUAACAAAGAUUUGUUUCUGCACUAUUUCAUUAUUAAUGUUUCUCAGAUGGCUGAGGGACUUGCUUCAUCUGUUCCGUCUGACGCUUAUCUCACGCCUGUCUGUAAUGUCCUAAUGUUUUCAUAAUGUGCUCUGAUAAAAACCCUCCCCUAACCCAGUUAAUAAAAAUUGACAGAUUAUGCGAA